UUCUUGCAUGUCUUGUUGUAAUCGGCCAAAAACACAUUCACCCAAAACACUCCCCAUUUCAUCUUGAUCACUUUCUUUUCAUGCAAAUGCAAUUACCCCUUUUUGUUUCUUGAUUUUUCAUCAAAACAGACUAAUUCUUUUUCCCAUUUCAUCAUUCCAAAAAUCAAAUCUUCAUCUCACAAUGGGCAACAACAACAGCUCCAACGGCCGCCGGAGACACAACCACCACCACCCAACACCGCCACCACCAUCGCCGCCGGAGAUCAACGCCAGCCGUUACAUAUUCGCCGCCGCCUCACCAUACCCUCCUCAAUACCCUAACCCUAAUAAUUCUCCGUAUUAUGAAUACCCAACCGGAGCAUUCUACCAGCCACCGCCGCCACCGCCGGUGAUGCCGGCGUAUGAUCACCAGCACCACCGGGUUCCGGCACAGGCGUGGGUGGGUGGGCGGUACCCUUGUGGGCCUGUGAUGCACACUCCUACACCUUAUGUUGAUCAUCAAAAGGCUUUCACUAUAAAGAAUGAUGUUAAUAUCAAGAAAGACAGUUUGAAGAUUGAAGAAGAUAAUGGCAAGUUUCUUGUUGAGUUUACUUAUGAUGCCACUGUUGCUGGCAGCAUUACCCUUUAUUUCUUUGCAAAAGAAGGAGACUACUGCAACAUGACCGCAACAAAACAGGACACGCUUCCACCGAUCACAGUGAGCUUCGAACAAGGUUUGGGACAGAAAUUCAGACAAGAAUCUGGGACCGGUAUAGACCUCUCAACGUUCGAGGAAUCAGAGCUUGUAAAAGUCAGUGAAAACGGCGUAUAUCCUCUAGUAAUCAAGGCAGAAGCAACACCACACGUAUCAUCAGACUCGACUACAAACUCCAAAGCUAUUAAUUCCCAGAUAACGCAGGCGGUGUUCGAGAAAGAUAAAGACGAAUAUCACGUCAGAGUAGUGAAACAGAUCCUGUGGGUGAAUGGAAUAAGAUAUGAACUUCAGGAGAUUUACGGGAUCGGUAAUACAGUAGACGGGGAUGAUUUCGAUGGCAAUGAUCCGGGUAAAGAAUGUGUCAUUUGUUUAUCAGAGCCUCGGGAUACUACGGUUCUUCCUUGCCGUCACAUGUGUAUGUGCAGCGGAUGUGCGAAAGUGUUGAGGUUCCAGACGAACCGAUGUCCGAUAUGCAGGCAGCCAGUGGAGAGGCUUUUGGAAAUCAAGGUGAGUAGUGGAGGUGAAGAUUGAGAUCACCAUAUAUAAAUCAUAAUCAUGUUAUAUACUUAUGUUUCAAUGUUGUUUUCUUUAUGUUACAUGUUUUGUGUGUUUGAGGAAUUCAAGUAUAUGAUGCAGAGUUGAAAGAUGUACAAGUUUUUCAUCAAGUAUUGUAGAUAAUUGAUUAAUAGCAAAA
Messenger RNA from Helianthus annuus (common sunflower), 1388 nucleotides. Its product is annotated as probable E3 ubiquitin-protein ligase LOG2. The transcript has 3 exons. Gene Ontology annotation, molecular function: ubiquitin protein ligase activity. Lineage: Eukaryota; Viridiplantae; Streptophyta; Magnoliopsida; Asterales; Asteraceae. The coding region runs from base 182 to 1225 and encodes 347 amino acids. Gene Ontology annotation, biological process: protein ubiquitination. The record is from RefSeq and is a predicted model, not a curated record.